Molecule: messenger RNA, 1626 nt
Organism: Prorocentrum cordatum
Lineage: Eukaryota; Dinophyceae; Prorocentrales; Prorocentraceae
Source: the annotation of a GenBank genome assembly
AUGGCGGCAUCCAUUCUGAAUCACAAGUCUGGUGGAGUGGCUUUCAUUCGCCCUUGCAUGCCGCAGGGGCAGCACUCGCAGGCGGCGGCCGAUAAACAUAUCAGAUACACGGAGUUCGCAUCUGGGCGCUCGCAGCGGUUGGCCAUCAAGUCUGCUGAGCCAAGUGGAGCGAUGCUGGCGACAUACAAUAGCAGCAACUAUGGGUUGACGGAAGAUGAGGUGGCGUCUCUAACGUGCAGAAUUGCUGCAGAGUCUGAAAUAGCCGCGCGCUCACCUAACAUCGUGACGGUAAUUGCUUUGGGGGAUUUUUUCAGCAACGCGGCGGAUGCCCCGACGCACCUUCGCGCGCCUGGGAUCGACAAGGGAUUCAAAGCCCAACCGUGCCAGCGUGGCGUGAACAUGAAUCUCAAGCGAUGCCUGCAGUUGAAUGUGAAGUCCUUUGACUGGUCUGCGGGUUGCCCCGCCGACGCAAGAAGGUUUCGCGCGAUCGACGGCACGUGCUUCGCCGACGGCCUCUGGCUACAGGAUGUAGGCCGCGAGGAACUCCCGACGGUGCUGUGCACUGCCAACAAGUGGUCGCCCGAGCACUGGCAGGCCCGUCUUGCUCCAGAGAUCGCCCGCGCGGAGAGCCCCGGGGCCCCCAUCCAGAAGACCAUCGCGAAGAGCUCGGAAAAGCUAGCGAUGUCCUGGCCUCGUUUGAGAGGCGCGCUGACGGGCGCGCCCCCGGCAUGGCAGAUCUCCGCGGUCAAGACCCCGGAGGAGCAGCAGCAGCAGCACGCGCAGACGGGGACGGGCAGCGCAUUCCCGAACCGCUUGCGCCACCCCAUGGGCCCGUCAAAAGAGAACAGUCGGUGCCAGAUCACCUCCACAGGAAGCAGGGGCUUUGUGACCAUCAAGGGCAACGAGGGCACCAAGUUCCUGGAGGCGUACACGCCUUUCACGGCGUUCAUGUCAAAGGUGGAUAAGGCCCUCAAGGAGUCCGAGAAGCGGAUCGCCAAGGCCGCGCAGUUCUUGAGCCAGAAGACGAAGGAGCUCAGCCACGCCAGCAGCCCCAGUGGCGGCCCCUUGAGGGAAGCGGAAGGCGAGCUGAAGAAGAUGAUCCCGAAAGCCAACGCGGCUCACAGAGGAAUCGAGAAGAUUAUGGCCAACGUUGCUGCUUCCAAGAAAGAGUAUUCCCAGAAGGAGCUGGCGGAGAAAAAUGCGUACCUCGAGGCCAAGGAGCGCAAGGAGGCCGAGGCCAUCCUGAGCUUCGCCAGCGCCAAGAUGGAAGCGGUGGAGGCGGCCGGCAAGCGGCUCGAGGAGGUGGUGCGGCCGUUGACGGCGCUGGAGGGGGAGGAGCUCGAGGCGUUCGGCACGCCAGCCUCGACCUUGGCGGAGGCGAAGACAGUGCAGACGUCUGCGGCCGAGAUCAUCAGGGAGGCCCGAGAUUCUCUGAAGGAGAAGCUGGACGUACUCGGCAAAGUACCUUGCCCGCAGCAGGCGCAGAGGGAGCUGCGGAGGCUCACGGGCAAGAUGGAGGCGGCCCAGAGGAGACGUGCCGGGCGAAGGUGUCCCAGGCGGAGAAGGCCUGCCGAACCAUCUCGGAGGGGCAAAGGCCGCCGUCAUCUCCAGCGCGCUUCGGGCUGA